CUUGUUAUGUAAAUAAAUGUUGUUUCAAACGUUAUGGAUUAAUGACAUUGGAAACGUGCUUGGCAUGUGUUUACUUUACUUUUAUAAUAAAUGUGAAAAUUAUCUCUAAGCCCCGUGGAUAUAUGAUCUGGUAAAAAACUACCGCUAUGGGAAGUACAAAUGAUGAAAAUGAUAUUAAAAAAAGAAUGCAUGCCCGGGAGCUCGUCUCCAAUACAAUGUCCGGUUCUCGCGACAUGUCUUCUGUUCAAGAUAAUCCGAACGGACGCAUUAUUAACGACAGGGCUUCCAACAGAAUGAAUUUGGCUCUUUCUGGCCACACCACGACGGCUAAGGGAUAUGUCAUCGUUCCCCCACAAAAAGCAAAAAUGAUCGCUUUUGAAUACGAGCAUGUCCCGGCCGACGUAACAGACAGCAAAAGACAUCUUAGCGACACUUCGACUAUUUUGUCAGAAACUGGAGCCAUACACAAGUCGAGUAUAGAAAAUAUGACUUACAGGCGUUCAGAUGCAGGAAUAGCGAAUGCUAAUAGAAAAGCCGCUGUGGUGUCCGAGUCAUCCGCUCCUCGCCAAUACGAGUUUGGAAAUAUUACCCUCAAAGGGACACAUAUCAAUGAUAUGAACAAAGCUGUAUCGACCAGAGCAGAUGAAUCGCACCAUUCACGCGAAGUUCAGGACGGCCGUGAUCAUCGUUCUAACACAAAAAGGACUACAUCAAGUAAAGUAAGCACAACCAAGUUCGACGGUUCAUCUGAUGUCGCUUCCAUACGCGAAAAAUAUGGAGAACGUAGAAAGGAUAGAAACAUUGCUGGUUAUGAUCAGCAUUCAUUGCGAAAUUCAAAUAAUUGUGAAGAAAAUUUGACAGGCUCACGCGGGAGGGGUACUGGCGGGCGCCGCAGAAGGCCUGAACGACUGAAAGCGCACUCUAAUGAGCUGCUCUGUAAACAAAAUCGUUCCGAGCAUAAGCCUUCCAACGCCGUGGGCAAUUCUAAUAGCAAUAGGCGUAAGUACUCUCCAUAUUUGCCUUCAUACAUACAGCCGGUUGUUGCAGAAACAAGCACCCAUCGAGCCGAAAGUAAUUGCAUUUCGUACGGUCGUCGGCCAUUUGCUGCUGAACGCAGCAGAAAAAUUUCAACGGAAAUGAAUAAGUUUUCUAGUACUAGCAGCAGUUCAAGCUCUGAUUCUGACUGCAAUUCUCCGAAUCACCGCAACUCGAAGACGGUUAUUGAAACCUUAACCAAAUCUCGAAUGCUAUCAACUGAAACACCUGAUACAUCGGACCCCGAAAGAAAAAGGUCGGAGAUUCGAAGAAGAAGGCCCAGGAGGGUGCGUGUAAUUGAUAGUGGUAGUAAAGAAAGUGCAAGUGUUAGAGUUGUGAAUCCCACCGAUAACGAGGUAAAAGACGUGGUACCGGUACGUCGGGGGAGGGGCCGUCCAGAAAAAGGGUUAACCAGACGUUACGGACGCCAGGUUUUACCGGUUCUGGAAGACAAAUACGUGAGUCUUCCUGAUAACUAUAAACAAACUGACCUUUGCGAGUUCGGUAACUUGACUGGCGAUGGCAGCAUGGCGCAGUUGACAGAGUUCCAAUAUUCCCAAGGUGAUGUGGAAGAGGAACGCUGCAGUAACGUGAGAAAACUAUCUUCCAAAUGCGAUCGACGCACUGACUCUCAUAUUGGCACGGAAAAACGGUCAGACGGCCUUCGCUUUCAGGAAGGGGAUGAUAAUUUUUCAUGUUCCAAUGGGAAUGAGUUAAUAAUUAGUGGUAGCAGUGAGGCUAAUUACACCAGAAGUAUUAGUCCUGACUCUGUAGAACAACCAGAUCAAGAGUCUAUUGCCUCAGAUCACUUUAACAAGUCUGUAUGGACUGCUAGUUCGAAUACAUCACAACAAAGCACACCACGAUCGCCAUCUAGCAGCGUUGCUUAUAUUGAAGUAGCAAAGUCAGAAAAGCGAAGGAAUAAAGAAUCUGGAAGUGUUGAAAACAUAAGAAACUUUUUUGAAGUGGAAGUAACAAAAACAAAUGAACUGACUACUCGGAGUACCAGCAUUUCUAAAACUUCAAAAACCAAAAAAGAGGAUGUUCCAUUAAUUCAGGCUCCUAAAAUCAAAGCUACCAAGGUGGGGGAAGAUUAUUGGCCACGUGACGAGGAUACGGAGCGUCUUCUCAUUCACUCACGAUCGACUUCCAUCCCAUCAACUUUGGCCUCGACAUGCAACAAUCACUAUAAAUUCUCCACAACAUUGACAAUGCAGGAAACGAUAGACCAAUUAACUAAAAUUGCUUCUGCUGAUGACAGUCCGAAACCUCGAUCUAGUUCGUAUUCAUGCAUCAGUGGAGAUUUACCAAUGAAACAUGAGCUAGAUGGUCAUCAAAUGGAGCGUAGCAUAUAUGGAAAAAUAAGUCCAACUGGCCGUAAUGACGUUACAAACUUUCCUAAGGUACAAAUGGUCAAAAAUUCCUCUCAGGAUUUAUCGCCUUGCAUGAGCAGUACAGAGACUCUGAAAGAUGGAUCAGGUGAAUACCAAGGUCAUAAGUCAACAUCCCUGUGUGUUGACAGUACCACAUCAAACCCUGAAACUCCAUUGAGUUUUAAGCAAGGACGAUCCACGCAUCAAAACUCAAAAAUAAAGUAUGCACAUUUACAAUCAAUUAAUAGUAACGAACUUAUAAUCGUUGAAGGUCCUGAGGAAAUGCCUAUUGAAACAAAAUCUACUUUUUCAAAUUCAAGCAUCUAUUCAAAUUCUGCUGUAGAUUUGAGUAAGUCGAAGAGUAGCAAGUCAAUGCUCGAACAAAUGAAGGAACUGACUGAGUCAUUGAAAAAAAUGAGCCCACCUCAACAUCCAAGUAUCGCUACUUGGCAAAAAGGAGUUUCAAGAACUGAACCUGUUUUAAGUGUAUCACCAAGGGGUAAUGUAACAAGCCAUCCACCCAAUCUUGAGACAUUGAAUGAACAUCCCGAGCCCCCUUCACCAAAUUUUACUUCCAAACAAUGUGAUGAUCGAAUUGAUCUUUCACAGACAAAUUACCUAAGGAGUUCAGAACCUGAAUUAAGGUAUAAAAAUGCGAUAUUACUUGAAGAUGAUGGAGGCAUACAUACCCAAAAGAUUGAACACGCUUAUCCAAGUAUAUUUUCAAAAUCGGAUGGAAAAAUUACUACGUCUAAUGCUGGAAAAGGAUGUGGUACAUCAUCUGAAAAUUUAAACAAGAAUAGUAUGAUUAAACCUAACCAUCCCAGAGGUGAUAUUCUUCCUUCUCAAGUUGGAAAAGGAGAUUCAACUGUAUCCUUUAGCCAAACAUCACAAAGUGGUUAUAGUAAAUCAAGUAAGCCUUCAUCUUCAUGGGGUGAUACUUUAAACAAUAUGGAUUUUGUAAAUGAAUCUCAUGAGAUGCAACAUCAUGAUAUUUAUAAGUAUCAAGUAAAGGCUGUGAAAAAGAAAUCUAGAAGUGAUCCAAAUCCAGAAAGGAUAAUGGACAUAAAUGUUAGAGGAAGAGACUCCGGUUCUGGUAUUAAUAACUUCAAAAUACCUAGCUCAUCUAGUGAACCAAAUGUUAUGGAGCAAAUUGAUGAACUCGAACCCUUAGACCAAUUUAAAAAAUACCAAGUAACAAAGAAUGAUAAUAGAAAAACCGAUGAGCAGGUACUUAACGAGACAAGUCUUCAAAUGUCUCAAAGAAAUAGAAAGAGCAGCAUGAAAUCACGAAUAAGAGAGCAAAAUGUUGCAAUGCCAGUUGGAUAUAGCAUAGUGAAACAAUUAAUGGCAGAGAACAACAAUUAUUCAGACCCUGUUGUUUUAACUAACCGGCUGUCAUCAACAUCUUCCUCUAUGGCUUCUGAAGAAAUGGGCCCAGUACAGAAGCAUCAACCUGAUACGCUUAUUGAACCAUCUUUGAAGCAAUUCAAUAAGGUUUUUGCCAGCAUGCAACCCAGAGACACACAUCGUGAGGCUUUCGAUCAGGAAUCAUAUUCUGUUGAUCACCAUCGUUCUAUGAGUGAACCUGUUCAAAAUGAUUGCAUCUCAGAUUCCCCUAAAUUCGAAGAAAUUUCAAGCAACAGGGGCAGGAGAGCUGGCAUUAUACAGGCUCCUACCUUUGAAAAUGUGGAUACUGAUAUAAGUCGAAUACAGAGUGCACAAUCUGUGGAUACAGUAUUUAUAUCAGAAGGAAAGGAAGACUAUAUAUUCCCACCUAAUAAAGAUAAAAGGGGCCAUGACAUGCGUCUACAUGCUUUUAGAAACUUGUUAGAGACAGAGGAGUCUUACCUCAGUUCUUUAAGAAUAUUGUAUCAGGACUAUAUGACACCACUGAAACAUCCCGAAAACCACUCAACAUGCGAGCCGAGACUUGUAGAUGAAAUGUUUUAUAAGAUCCCACAAUUGUACCAACAUCAUGAAAAGUUUUAUGAGAAUGUUCAAAAAUGCUAUGAAGACUGGACUUGUAAUGAUGUGCGACUUGGAGAACUGUUCCUAAACUCGUUCAAUAAAGAUGCACUACUAGACACAUACACAUCAUAUAUCACCAAUUAUUUGAACGCGAGAGAAGCAGUGCGGACUGCCAAAUCAAAAGAAGCUUUCAGGCGUUUUAUAGAGCAAUGUCGAAGCGAAAACAAAGAAAAACAGGGGCUGGCAGAUCUGAUGAUCAAGCCAGUACAGCGGAUACCAAGAUAUGAAUUGUUAAUAAAGGACAUGCUGAAACAUACACCUGAUGGCCAUCCGGAUCGAGAUGGUCUUCUGAUCGCCCAGAAGGAGAUUCAUACUCUUGCUGUUCAGAUGAAUGUGAGUGAAAAAGAGGCGGAAAUGGCAGAGAAACAUGAUCGUCUUCUCCUGGAAAUUGAGCAGCUUGUUGAAGGCUGUGUUGACCUCUGUAUUCCUAAACGAAGAUUCAUGCGGCAGGACAUCAUUUCGGAAAUUAAAGGGGCAAAUAAAAAAGAUAGAAGUUUGUGGCUAUUCAGUGAUCUCAUCGUCUGUACCACGCGCAAGGGGCGGGCUGGCAGCACUUUCAGAAGAGGUUCCAUGCUAAAUUUGUCUAUGGGGGUUGACUAUUCAAAUAAAUACAAAUUUCUGUGGAAGUUUCCACUUGAGGAUGUGGAGCAUUUAAAAGGGAACACUGUACCGGGAAGACAUGCCGUUGAUAAACAACUACAAUCAUUACAAAAUGACUUAGAAAUUCUUACAAGUAUGCACAGACAAGCUGCUCAAAUUGAAUGCAAUCAUGUUCAAUUAGAUGAGUCUUUGAAAGAAAUAAUAAGUCAUGUCAGUCGACAAAUUGCAGAAAAAAAAAUUAUAUCUUUUCAACCUAUUUGCCCUCCAUGCCGGGUUGAACUUGGAAUCUCGACCGGGGAUGGAAUGAAGACAUUUAUUUUUGAAUUUCUCACAGAUGACAAUAAAAUACAAUUUGAAAGAAUGUUUGCAAAUGCAAAGAGUCGAUUAUCAAAUCAAAAAAAUAGAUGGGAGCCAACGUUUAUGAAGGCGAUUCCAAUCAGUAGAACAAGAGCAGGAAUGCAAUUUUCUUGUGCGGCUUCCAAUGUCGAUGAUGUUCGAGAAGUUUGGGUCUGCAAUACAGAUGGUUAUGUUGGUCAGGUUGUUUUCCUAACUCUUGACCCGGAACCAAAUCAGACUCAAUGUAUCACUGUAUGUCAUGCAAAAAUAUGCUGCAUAGCUCAAGUUCCAUCUUGGGAACGUAGACUUGUUCCAGCACAAACUCUAUUACAAGAAGUUGCAAAAGGCCCCCUUGUUCAACCUACUAAUAAUGAUGCUGCCAAUAUAAUGGCUUGGGAUGAUGACAUCGAUGACACUGAUGAAGAGAACACAAGUCCUCAUAGCACAAUGAGCAACAGUUCAUAUAGUCCAAGUCCAUAUAGUACAAUAGCCAGUAUUUCUGAAUAUCCAGACACUGCAUCCAUAGCCGAUGCUGGUAAAUCAGAUAACCAUAAUGGUGGGGCUUGGAAGAUUGAUAAUGAUGGAUCCACAUUACAUGGUAGCCUUGAAGAUUUGCUUGGACAAGGUGACAAUUCACAAGAAUUGAGGGAUGCGCAGAAAAUAUUAGCAGGCCAAGAUUUAAUGUGGCUUGGUACUGAAGAUGGAAAAAUUCACAUCUAUCAAUCAUCGGGAAGUGUUCGAGGAAACAAACAUUGUGUUCGGUUAUCUCACAAUGCAGCAGUUCAAUGUAUACUUUAUCAUGAAGCACAGGUAUUCGUAGCACUCAGCAAUGGAGAUUUAGUUAUUUAUAGCAGAAAUUUAGCUAAUGGUGAAUGGGAUUUUGAAAAUCAGAAAACAAAAUCAAAAGUGUCAUCACCACAUGCAAUCACAAAGAUGGUUGUCAUUGGGCAGAAAGAAUUAUGGUGUGGUUGUCAGAAUAUGAUUAAAAUUAUUGAUAUUCAGCAGCAUGUUGUUGUCAGUCAAUUUCCAGUCACGAAUGACAAUAAAAGACAGAUAUAUUGUAUGGUUAGUUGUGGGUAUGGCGUCUGGAUUGCACUUGAUAAACGUCCACAGAUUAAACUUUACCACACAGUUACGCAUGAUUUACUCACUGAUGUCGAUGUAUCAACUCCUGUCAGCAAAAUGCUUGCAAGUGCAGAUGCCAUCAUUCGGCAACACAAAUCAGCUUGUCUCCGGAUCACUGCGCUUUUAGUAUGCAAUGACUUGCUCUGGGUGGGAACAAGUGCUGGUGUUGUGUUGACUUUGACAUUACCCAAAAUAACAUCACACACUUCAGCCCUAGCUAUGCCUGUUAUACCACAAGGACUCGCAUAUGGGCAUACUGGUCAUGUACGAUUUCUUGCAUCAGCAGAGCUAGCUGAUAAAGAACAAAACAGUUUAUCUAGAGGAAAUUCACGGCGAACCUCCUCAGCAGGAAAUAAAAGGCGUUUAUCAUCCAGUUCCAAUUUAACAAAUCAAUCUCGAAACGUUUCAAUCAUUAUCAGUGGUGGAGAUGGUUAUGAAGAUUUUCGAAUGAAUUCAACCAGUGAAUCGGCUGGACGUGAUGAUAGCACUAACCAUCUAUUGGUGUGGAGAGCAUGAAUAAAGAAAUAUUGGCAAGUUAAUAAUACUGUUUACUUUCCUGUCUGCUGCUGAAUUUGUCAUGACAUGGGUGAAGUGAUACACUUGGGUUUCAUUUUUGGAAUAACCGGGACACAAACUUCAUAUACAAACCUGCAAUUUCAUCUUAAUAAACACUACAUCCAACACAAAUAUCUUUGUGUCAAUCCAUUUUAAAAUUAUAUAGACAAUGCCAACCUUGAAAUAUGCCGGUCAAUACAGUAAAUAAACUCUUUAUUUAUGCAUCAUUGACUGCUCGUCUGGAGCCUAAUUAAGAGCAGAAAGUUAAAAAAAACUUGUGAAAAUUCAGUAUGUGCGAAUUUACAUUUCCGUAGAUUUCUUGCUGAAUAAUCAGUUCUAAAAAGUUCCUCAAUAUGCUGAAAGUCAACCGAGACAACGAUCAAAACAAAAUCAGUGUACCCGACCUCUACUUUCAACAACAAAAACGCUGACAAACUACUCUUGCCCUUUUACAUAAACUAUCAAAACAUCCCACUGAACUUUGAUUUCAAUUUAUAACGAGUUCAAGAGUAACUUUUAUUUCUAUUUCUCAUUGAAAUAUAUUUCUUAUUUUUUAUAUGGUGUUCCAAUGUACUUGAAGGAAUCCAUUCAUAUUUUGUAAUUAUUGAAUUUAAACUUUCAGGCAUUGUUUAAUGAUUUACAACAAAAGUAUAGCCCAGUUAUAAGAUGAUCACUAUAAAUUUCGUUAAUCAUAAAUAUGGCUGUACCUGUACAUAGUUACAUAUUUACUAGUGCUUAUGACCUGAAAUGUCUGAUUUUUGUGUUUUGUACCAGCGUAUUAUACUUUUUAUGUCUUGUUCUGAACCAAUAUCAUUUGACAAACUAUUUCUUACGAUGUCUUGCCAGAUUGAAUGAUUGACUGCUUCAAGUACUUGAAAUUAUAUUCAUUUGAAACAGAAUAUUCUUUGAUUGGCCAAUCUUGCAUCAUCGAGGUGCAAGCCUGUCAGUUUCACUUCACGACUGCCUUUCGAUGAAUGAUUUUGUCACAGUUUUAUUAUUUUAGAAAAGUUGUGCUUAUACCCCCGGAACUAAGCUGUGCUGCUCUGCCGAAUUCAUAAUAUACUUGGGGCGGGGGAAUUCAAGAUUAACUUUUAAAAGCAACAAUAUGGUAAUGGCUUUUUUUCAACCAGGUUUCAUUGAAAUUGCUUGUUUGUGACCUGAAAGCCAAUAUGUAAAAAUACACGCACUAAUAGUUUGUUCUCCACACCUUUAAAAACAUUUAGAGUGCAUGAUUUUGUAUUCACGAUCUGCUAUUCUCCAAAAAUGAUCAAUAAAGCAACUAGUUGCAAAAAUAUUUUCUUGCACAUUUUUCUGUAAUUUGCGAUGCUUACACUUAUUUGUAUUUUUCGUGAUCAACUGUAAUUUUUAAAUUAAACUACUGAUAUUGAUUUUAGCGUAUCUCUUAUUUUAUCAAUGUGCUCUUUCUUCCCUUUCCUGCUUUAAAUCAAUUGCAAAUUUUUUAACAAAGAAAUAUAUACAAUGUCCAUU
This is a messenger RNA of Styela clava, 8543 nucleotides long. RefSeq lists its product as uncharacterized. Gene Ontology annotation, biological process: actin cytoskeleton organization. NCBI's taxonomy places the organism in Eukaryota, Metazoa, Chordata, Ascidiacea, Stolidobranchia, Styelidae. Gene Ontology annotation, molecular function: guanyl-nucleotide exchange factor activity; protein binding. The record is from RefSeq and is a predicted model, not a curated record.